Molecule: messenger RNA, 2430 nt
Organism: Cotesia congregata
Lineage: Eukaryota; Metazoa; Arthropoda; Insecta; Hymenoptera; Braconidae
Source: the annotation of a GenBank genome assembly
AUGAAGAAUUGUGAAAUAUUGGUAAUUUUAGCAAUUAAUUUUUUUUCGACUUCCCGGUCUUAUUGCCCGGAAAAAUGUGAAUGCCGACUGGAACGAGCGCCCUGGAGUGUCGUUUGCUCGAACCAAAAUCUCGAGGAAUUUCCGAAAAAAAUUAGCGGCUUGACGGAAGCGUUGGAUUUGUCAAAAAACAACUUAAAAAGUAUUCCAGCAGACAUUGGACGUCUGAAAGAACUGAGUACUAUUAAUUUUUCGAGGAAUAAAUUGGAUAAAUUGCCAGACGAGUUUGAAAAUUUAUGGAAACUUGAACAUCUGGAUUUGAGCGAGAAUUUUUUUGUAAGUAUUGAAGUGAUUUCAAGGUUGCCUAAUCUAAAGCAUUUAACCUUGAGGAAAAAUCCGGUCAGUAAUUUAGAGAAUUUAGAAAAUAUAAAUGCUCAAUAUUUGGACGUCAGUGAAUGUUCUAUCACAUAUCUAAACAAUAAAUCACUGAUCGGACUUCCUAACUUGAAGUCGCUGAAACUAGAUAAAAACCCACUGAAAUCAAUUGAUAAUCUAAGUCACCAAAAUCUUAAGUGGCUUGAUCUGUCGAAUUGUUUACUCAAUUAUUUACAACCAAAUACUUUUGUAAAUACGCCGGAGCUUGAGCAAUUACGGAUGUCAAAUAAUCCAAGUUUGGCUUUUAGUACCAGAAAAGAAACAUUGAGGCAUGAUAAAUUAAAGCGCCUCGACGUAUCAAAAUGCAACUUGGACCGUCCAGGAUUACAUGGUUUGCCAUCACUCACCCACGCAAUACUUUCUUACAACACAAUCCGACUUCUACCGGACCGAAUAUUCUCUAAGAAUAAAAAACUCGAGCGUCUGUAUUUAAACAACAAUGGCCUGUCGCAACUGAACCAAAGUUCUUUUGCUGGACUACCAGAGUUAGAUGUCCUGAAUUUGUCGCACAAUAAUUUAGAAUCCCUACCAUGGGCUCUCCUGCGAGACAAUGUAAAUCUAAGAUCAGUAAACUUGUCUUACAACGAUAUAAAAUUAAUGCCCGUGAACUUGACCACAACAGCUCUUAUUCUCGAUUUGUCUUACAAUUUAAUCGAGUUUGUACCCGGAGAAAGUUUGCGACAAAUGCCGGCCUUGAAAAUUUUGGAUUUGAGUGAAAACAGACUCGAGUCGUUUUCUUCAGGGUUGCAGUCGCAAACUCUGCAGAGUCUUUACCUGGAAGGCAACCGAUUGACGAGAUUAACCAACGAGAGUUUUGCUUAUUUGCUCGCUCUGGAUAAUAUCAAUUUGUCCGGUAAUCGAUUAACAGAAGGUAUCGGCUACGAGAUAUUCAGUUUGAAUGACAAUCUGAACACAAUAGUCCUAGACGACAAUCCGUGGCGUUGUGACUGUAUACAAUUGUAUCCAUCAUAUCGCUAUCUUACUCAGUCAUCAAAGACAGCUUCAUCGAGUCUUAUAUGUGAAAGCCCGGCAAAUGUAUCAGGAUACUCGUGGUCGACUGCAUGUCGGUCUUUUUGGAACGAAGAUCGAUCUGAAAUUAAACGCUCCGACAGGACUUACGGAUUAGUAGUCAUGGGAUUUUUGAUAUCUGUCCUAAUUUUCGGCAGUAUCGCCUCCGUUGCUCACACGUUUAAGGAAAAAAGACGACAGGCAUUGCUGAGAUUACGCGAAGCUGAACGAGCCGAAGCCAGAGAACGACUGAUACUCCACAGACGAAGUCAUUUGGAGGAAACGAGACGUCAAGAAAACGUCCCACGUGUUCAACCGGAAGAACUGAUAGGCCCACCUACUUAUGAAGAAGCUGUUCAGAUGCCGAGAUUGGCGCGAUCUUUGGAAACCUUGGACACUAUCUCGAUAGAGGGAAUCGGUCAAUCCGCGCAAUCCCUCGAUCGCGAGACACUUAAUCGAAAACGAAGGCGACAACGCAAACGAGUGGUCAAGAGAACAAAAAGUGAAGACACUCUUGAUUCUAGGACCAGAAAAAUUCAAAGUGGCAGUCGGAGGACAAGAAAUGUCUCCCAGAGACGAAACGCUCUCCCGACUUCUUCCGGAUCGGGACAAAUUGAUCCCAAACGACCGGAAAGAAAUUCGGAGAACCGUCACGCAAACCAAUCUGAAGCUUCUAGUGUUGAUAACAAUUGGGAACGGACUUUGAGAGCUAGACCCUCGAAUGCGAGGAAAAAGAAGCGGCUGUUCAAGCAAAACGGACAUUCGAGCGACGACGAAGAUUCAGAUGUUCUGAAAAAUCGUAUGGUCAGUGCCAGGCGUGAAGUGAAUCUUGAUAACAUACAGGUGAUCGAAUUACCACGAGAACCUCGAAGUGGAACUUACAUACCGCCGGUAUCACCGCCACUCUACACUCCCUCCUCGCCUUCACUCAUUUCCUCGCCUGAACCGUGUGACAAUAGCGAACAAAUUUCUAGGAGUAGAUUUGUUUAA